Molecule: messenger RNA, 1869 nt
Organism: Pomacea canaliculata
Lineage: Eukaryota; Metazoa; Mollusca; Gastropoda; Architaenioglossa; Ampullariidae
Product: transmembrane protein 179B-like
Exons: 5
Coding region: 139-843 (234 amino acids)
Source: RefSeq, a predicted model, not a curated record
UUUCUUUUUUUGCAUGUAAAAAGAGAUUGCUUAAAAAUUUAAUGCCCUUCUUUCACGUUAUCUUCCUUCAGAUAAAGUGGGCGUGUCACAAAAAAUGUCAGCGUAGUUAGGAAAGUAUAAACUGCGGUGAAAGAAAACAUGGCUUAUAUGUUUGAUCUUCAUUUACUUGUACAAGCUGUUCUAUAUUUCACAGCCGUUGGCUGCGGUCUUGUCAUUUCCAUUCCAACAGGAGUUACGAAGGUCAACUUUGAGAAACAGUGCUUGCUGUACACAGAAUGCCAGUGGCAAAACAGUACCUUCUUCUCGGCAAAAUUUGGAGAUGCUGGGUCAUGUAACUUUAUCAUUUAUGCAAGUGUUUUUGUGGGCAUCUUCUAUCCACUGGGAAUGGGAGUGUAUUAUGUUUAUGCCCUCACAAGGAAAGAUCCAAAUAUUGGAUCUCAGAUGUGGGUUUUCCCAUUUAUUCUUGCAAAUUGUGUUGUUGCUCUCAUGUUCUUCAUUGUGGCAUGCAUCAUCAGUGUGGGAUUAAAGUCAUUCUGUGAUUCAUACUUAAAAAGACCUGUACCAUAUUCAGAAAGCUGUGCUGAUGCAGAAAAAGCCCGAUGGUAUAAUACUGAUGGCUCAUUAGUUACCCGAGGCUCAUUCUAUGGUUACCUUCAUGCAGCUGAGGGAGCAAGUUGGGUAAAUUUCUUUGUAUGGGCAGUACAAGUCGGUCUUGGAGUUUUUAGACUCUACCGAAACCGUCGUCAACGCUCAGCAGGAGAUUUCUCAGAUUCUGCACCAGUUGCUUCUGAAGGAAAGGGAGGCGAUCUGAAAGCAGUUGCAGCUGAUGUUGAGAAAUACUAAACCAUAACCACUACUCAUUUCUAAAAAAAAAAAAAACAAUCAAAUGUAGAUUUAAGAAUCAAUGUCAGCUAUCAACUUGAGAUCCCAGGGAAAUAACAAACAUUAAAAUGUAUGUAUACUUAGAGUUACUAAUGAAAAGAACAUUCCCCACAACAUUAAAAAUUAAUCUGUUAUCUAGUGCACAUCCCUCUCAUACUGGAAUGAAAAGCUAUAUGUUACAAAAUCGCCAUAUGUUUGGAUAUUUUGACUUUUCAGUGUUAACUAGAGCUCUUGGUACACCGGAAUAUGUGCCUUUGAAAUUUAUGGUUCAUAGAAACUGGGCUUUCCCCUUGAUUGUCCCAAAUAGCAGAACAUAAGAAAAUUCCACUGGUACUGCUAUACUGAGCUUAUAGAUUAUAUGACAGUGAUUCCCUAAGCCUUAUGCCCAUUAAGUUGGAAGUAUUGUUGGUACAUUGUUCACUUUAGCUACUUUGUCGGCUGUGUCAAUGUUUGUUGAGAUAUUACUCACUAAAUCAAUCUCAUAUAUAAGAUAUCAAUAUUUUGAUCAUGCUUAUAUAUGUCCUUCAUUGUCAGCUAUAAGGAUUUGCCCUUUAGCAAAUCUGAAAUGAGUGUUAUCAGCAUUUAUAAAAAAGACAUCUUCCUAUUCUUCAUUAGUAAAGCAUUUAUCAGGAUCAGCAUCACGACAAUGUUCAUUGUAAUUAUUCAGUAAUUAUUUUUAGGAUCAGUUGUUCUCAGCUUCCUGCCAAAGAUGUACAGGGACAGUAUUUUUUAUAAUGACAAAGAUCAGCUGACAAAAUGUGAUAUAAAGCAUACAUAAACUGUGAUACUAAUUUAUGUAAUUCAUCAGUAUUGUUUGAGAUCACAUAUUACACCAGCUAUAAUUUUAAUAAUUAAACUAUACUCUAUAAAAUGUAGAGCUGAACAAAAUGUGAUAUGGACUACAUUUUCAUAUUUGACAGGAAUAUGCAUUUUUCUUUUUCUUUGCAUUAUGUUACAGCUCAGAGUUUAUUAAAUUUUGAAAUUAUA